Messenger RNA from Acanthocheilonema viteae, 324 nucleotides. NCBI's taxonomy places the organism in Eukaryota, Metazoa, Nematoda, Chromadorea, Rhabditida, Onchocercidae. The record is from the annotation of a GenBank genome assembly.
AUGGAACAGCUAUGUAGCAAUGCAGAUGAUACAGGAGAUCUGGCUAAAUGUCAGCACAACUGGAAUGGAUGGCAAGAGGUUUGCGCUUGCGAAGAAGAUUUUUGCAAUACAUUUGCAUAUUUACGUGGUUCCAUUGAGGAAGAAAACAAUGAUAAUUUGGCUGAUUCACAACCGCCAAAUUUGAUUGAGGAACAAGCAUCAGUAGGUUCAGUUGGAAAGCGUCGUGGUAGUAAUUUAAUUAUCCUGCUGGUGAUUAUCCCGCUGUCAGUUGGCGCUCUGGCUGUGUGCCUUAUUUUUAUCAAUUAUCACUGCAAGAUGUGUUGA